AUGUUGGCAUGUAGAGAAGGUCACACUCAAAUAGUUAAACUGUUGCUGAAGGAAAAUUUUGAUCCUAAUGUUAAAGAGGAAAAUGGCCAGAAUGCUUUUAUGCUGGCAUGUAAAAAUGGGCAAAUUCAAAUAGUUGAACUGUUACUAGAGGAACAAGUACAUCUUGAUCCUAAUGUACAAGACAAGGAAGGAUAUACAGCUCUGAUGAUCGCUAGUGCUAAUGGUCAUAAAAAGAUAGUUAAAUUAUUAUUAGACUGGUUAGCUGAUCCAGAAAUUCAAGCAAAUGAUGGUAGUACUGCCCUGACAUUAGCUAAAACUAGAGACAUAGCUGAUAUACUAAAUUCUUCAAACAACCAUGCAUGUAUCAGUGAUAGUUUGUUUUCUGGUGGUCGUUCAUCACAUGGUGGUUGA
Molecule: messenger RNA, 411 nt
Organism: Amphimedon queenslandica
Lineage: Eukaryota; Metazoa; Porifera; Demospongiae; Haplosclerida; Niphatidae
Product: ankyrin repeat domain-containing protein 29-like
Exons: 1
Coding region: 1-411 (136 amino acids)
Molecular function (GO): protein binding
Source: RefSeq, a predicted model, not a curated record